Ochotona curzoniae (black-lipped pika) is the source of this 3225-nucleotide messenger RNA. It is a transcript of the gene TNFRSF13C, whose product is annotated as TNF receptor superfamily member 13C. Gene Ontology annotation, cellular component: external side of plasma membrane. Gene Ontology annotation, biological process: T cell costimulation; positive regulation of B cell proliferation; tumor necrosis factor-mediated signaling pathway. Bases 54 to 596 code for a protein of 180 amino acids. The transcript is spliced from 3 exons. Gene Ontology annotation, molecular function: signaling receptor activity. The record is from RefSeq and is a predicted model, not a curated record. NCBI's taxonomy places the organism in Eukaryota, Metazoa, Chordata, Mammalia, Lagomorpha, Ochotonidae.
CAGAGAGGCAAGCUCAGAACUCAGCCCCAGCUGGUUGGAGUUCCUUCAGCACCAUGAGGCAGAGCCCACGGCACCCGCGGGGCCGGGACGGCCCAGCCCCAACAUCCUGCAUCCAGGCCCAGUGCUUCGACCCGCUGAUCCGCCACUGUGUGGCCUGCAGCCUCCUCCGUACACCAGAACCCAGGCACGCGGGAGGCAGCAGCUUGGCGCCCGGGACAGCAUUGCAGCCACAGGAGUCAGUGGGCGUGGGCAUCCCCGAGGGGGCACUGCCCCUGCCCGGGCUGCUCUUUGGUGCCCCUGUGCUGCUGAGCCUGGUGCUGGCACUGGCCCUGGUGGCCCUGGUGACCUGGAAGCGGCGGCGGCGGCGGCGGCCAGGAGCGCCCUUCCUCAAGGUCCAGAACCCAGCCCCGGACGAGCCCCUGGAUGAUGUCAUCAUCCCCACCCCUGAAGCCCCAGAUGCCACAGCUGCCAACUCACUUGGACCCGGAGAGAAACCAGGCCCUGUGCCCCCUGGCCACAGCAUCCCAGUGCCUGCCACAGAGCUGGGCUCCACAGAGCUGGUGACCACCAAAACGGCCGGUCCAGAACAGCAGUAGCACCUGGAGGGCCCCUGCAAGCGGACCCCAGCCCUUCCUUCACGCCCCCAGGUCCCUGCUGCCCGGAGCCCAGGGUGGACUAGGCUUGGCCGGCCUGGGGAUGGGUGGUAAGCCGGCUUGGGUGUGAGUCGCUUUGCACGGUUCGGGAUACUCCAAUUACGAGGGUUUCCUUCUAGAGUCUUCAAGGCACUGCUAAGCUAAAACGAACCUGGGGGAAAAAAGAAAGGCCGAGUGGGAGGAUGCUGAAUUCGGAGCGGGUGUUGUGCUUCUUUAGUACGCGGAUGCGAGUGGCAGCAAUGAGUAACCGGCUGAUGGUUUCGCUCUGGGAUUGAGUACAAGCUUAUUUUAAGAAAUACCCGGGAACAACAAAAUGAAAGGCUGUGCUGGGCCGUGCGUCAGCCCAGGCGUAACGCAAGGCCCCUCGUGCACGCUGGCCUGGGGGCCAGCACUGAGCUCCCCCUUGGUUCCAGGGGAGCCGCCUUUUUCCCAGGGGUGCUGCAGGGGCUCAGCCUGGCCUCGCCCCAGUUCUGGACCAACCUGCACCCUGCCCGCUAGCCUCAGACGUGGGGUCACAGCUCCCACCCCAGACUCUGUCCCAGAUGCUUCUGGGGAAAUGGCCACAGCCUAGCCCCCCAUCCCCAGGGACUGUCUCCUCCUUCCGGCCACAUCCUCUCCCUGAGCUGCCCACCAGUGCUGCCUGGUAGCCAUCCCCCGCCCCUCUGUCUUUCCCUCCAAGCCCAGAAGCGGCCAUUCCCAUCCAAGUCCCAAGUCCAGCUGGUCCCUCUUUCAGCUGCCCCUGCCCCAGGAGCAGGUGACCAGAGUGGGCUCUGCAGCAGCCAGCCAGAAGCAGUGGUAAGAGCCAGAAGUCUUUCUGCCCCAGGGCUCUGCCCUGGUCCUCCCCAUCUCAGCCAGGACCUAGGCCUGAAGAUGAAAAGGGUUGGGGAAACCCCUCCAGGACCCAGACAUGCAAACCUCAGGCACCUUACUGUCCCGGCUGAGGCCCUGGUGGGUGCUGCUUUCCUUCUAGUCUUAGCAUCUGGAAACCUGGGAAGGAGUAGGAUGCAAGAUUCUCCUUCCAGCCUGUGGCCCCCGCAGGAGGACUGGAAGGAACUGUGGGAAACGCUGUCUCCCUCACACAUCCAUUCCACAGAUGAGAAAACUGAGACCCAGCAAAUACAGAGCCGUUCCUUGGGGGUGGGGAGGAAGAACCAGGAGAGAGCAGUGGAGGGGUGGGUGAGGAGGGGUACAGCAGGAAGGGGUGGAGGACCUCCCGUGUCCUAGGUGUGGCUCCCUCAGAAGCCGUAGCCUGGACGCCUCACCUGCCCUGCAUCAGGGCACCCAAAACGUGGGAAGUCUCCUGCUGUGGGUGUGUGUGUCUGCUUCAAGAAAACAGUGUUGUGUUUUACAAACCAAGAAGUGCAUCUUGUAGACAGUGAAGAGGACAGCAAUCCUGGCAGGCCCCCAGGGCAGGAAGGACGGUGUGCCAGGGCAGCUGAUGGCCCCGUCACCGCGGGCACUCUGUCCGCACCUGCCCGGGCCCAGGUGGCAUGUCGCUCUCCCCAGCACUUCCCAGGGAGGCUCCAACAUGUGUCCUCUGAGCCUCUGGCUGUUUCCCCAUCCAGCGAGUACCCCUGCCAGCAUGAGCCCUGGUGGGCAUCACUGAUGCCAGGCGUCGCUGUGCCAGGCCUCCCCAAGCCAGAGCUCUGUUGCCAUUGUGAGCUGCAGAGGAGCAAAGAGAAGCCCAGCUUGGUACAGGGACCUGGCUCAGGGUACCCAGGGCAGUGGUGGUGGUGCUGGGCCAGCCCAGCUCCUGCCCUUCAUUUUGCCUACCCAGCACUAGGGCACUCUUCCCCUGCCCCCUUCAGGCAGUGAUGCCAAGAACUACUUGUCCCCUGGGAGCCUGGCACCUGUCACCCUGGCUUAGGUCCCUCUAUCCACAAUGUCCCCGCCCCACCCCCACUCUCAACCUGGCAGGUGGGGGCGGGGCGCCUUAAGUCUCGGUUCCCCCUGGGGCUUCCGGCAGGCCCCUUUCACUUCCUGCCGCCUGGGCACCGGUGCUCAGCGAGGGAGAGGGGAGGCAGGCCUGACCCCUCACCUCCCACGGUGUCUGGUGUCUGCGGCUACCCAGAGAACCCACACCACCCAGCCCUGGGAAGCCAGCAGCACCUCCAGGCCCGUGGGAGCACCUGGGGCGCAAUGACAGGUGGGACCAGGGGGGAUUCUCCAAGGAUGGCUGGGAGGGAGGCAGCAGAUCUGCCUGGCCGUGCCCAAGGGACAAGAGGACAAGUGUCCGAGGUGGCCAGAAAGCUAGGGCGGAGCCCUGAGGAGAAAGAGGGGUCCUGGCCCUUUCCCUAGCCAUCCCCCUCUCGCGACCCCGAGGAGAGAGAGGUGGUCUGGGCCUUUUGCUGGGCAAGCAAGUGGUUCCAGGCCCGGUCUCCCACAGCCUCCAAGCUGCUGAGAAUCUGCUUGCUCCCGCCUCCCAUCCCGGACGGCUCCCUGUGCAGUUAACACACGGCGCUGUGCGUGCCUUGGGGGACAGGGCUGAAAGACCCCAUCUAGGGGUGGAAGGGUGAGGCUGGGGGCGUGGUGGGCCAGAAAAGGCGGGAGCAUCCUUGGUCGCCGAUGGACC